UCGGGGGUGGGACUAGUGGUCGUUGUUGAGGAAGGCUGACUGUCCUACUAACGUUACGAUCUUACAGGUAGAUAGAUAUAUGUUAAAGAAUCUCACAGGUCGGCAAUAACUUUGGCUUGUUUAAAUAAUGGUUCAAUUUCAAAGGUAUUGGCUGAAAAACCUUAUCCUGCAGAGUCCGUACUGUCGGGGAGUUCUACCAUCGACAAAAAGUUAUAUCCCUGAGUUCUCAUUUUGCCUCCUGUUUGGACAACGAUGCGCUGGAUACAGUACCACAUCAGGGAUCCCUGGUGUGAGAGAACGUACUCUAGUUGCAGUGAAACCAGAUGGGGUCCAGCGGCGCCUUGUGGGGCAGAUCACACAACGCUUUGAACAGAAAGGCUUCAAACUGGUGGGCCUGAAGAUGCUCCAGGCACCAGAGGAGCAGCUCUCUCAGCAUUACCAUGAGUUAAGGAGGAAGCCAUUUUACCCCAGUCUCCUGCACUACAUGACCUCUGGUCCCAUAGUUGUUAUGGUAUGGGAGGGUUAUAAUGUGGUCCGGACAUCCCGGAUCAUGAUAGGAGACACCAACCCAGUCGAGGCCCAAGCAGGCACCGUUCGAGGGGACUUCAGCAUUCACAUCAGCAGAAAUGUGGUCCAUGCCAGUGAUUCAGUAGAGGGGGCUCAGAGGGAGAUCCAGCUGUGGUUUCAUCGAAAGGAACUGAUGGAUUGGGACUGCUGUGACCACAGUAGUACCUACCAGAUAUGAGAAAGAGAUUGUAGGCAGAGAUAGAAAGAGAGAGUGAAGCAUUUCAUUAUACUGUUGUAUCCUGUGCAUGUGACAAUGAAACUUGAAAGAGUGAACAAGGUAGAACGACCAAUAGGAAUAGUGGCUCCAUAACCAUACCUACCUCUUUGUGUCUUGCUUGCAACACAGUGUCCCACAUGAAAUACUCAUCCCUCUCCAUCGUGGGUGGCUCCAAUACCCCUAAGCCUCUCAGCUACUAUUAUAGUGUUCGGUCCCCACCAUAUGUACAGUGCGUUCAGAAGGUAUUCAGAGCCCUGGACUUUUUUCCACAUUUUGUUACGUUGUAGCCUUGUUCUAAAAUGAAUGAAACAGUUUUUUCCUCAUUCAUCUGCACACAAUACCCCAUAAUGACAAAGCAAAAACAGGUUUUUAGAAAUGUUUGCAAAUGUACAAAAUAUAAAAAGCUGAAAUACUACAUUUUACAUAAGUAUUCAGACCCUUUAUG
Messenger RNA from Oncorhynchus gorbuscha (pink salmon), 1229 nucleotides. Its product is annotated as nucleoside diphosphate kinase B-like. The coding region runs from base 128 to 745 and encodes 205 amino acids. Gene Ontology annotation, molecular function: nucleoside diphosphate kinase activity. The transcript is spliced from 5 exons. Lineage: Eukaryota; Metazoa; Chordata; Actinopteri; Salmoniformes; Salmonidae. The record is from RefSeq and is a predicted model, not a curated record. Gene Ontology annotation, biological process: CTP biosynthetic process; GTP biosynthetic process; UTP biosynthetic process.